CACCCACCACCUCCGACCACGUCCCUCCCUCCCCGCAUCUCCGGGCCUUGCAGCGCGCCGCCCGAUGCCAAGUCCCUCCUCGCCGUUCCUGCGCCGCCGCUGCUCCAAUCCAACCCCGAUUCGAUUCCGGCCGCCGCCACCCUCUCCUCUCCUCUCCUAUACGGACCACUACGAGCGGCAAUGCACGGAGGGCGCUCGGGGGGAGGUAGUGGGGGGCUGCGGAACCCCUGCCUGACGAUGCACCAGUCAUGGGCAUCGCUGCUGGUGCACGGCACCAAGCGCGUGGGGGGCCGCUCCCGGCCGUCACCGGUCAUCGGCUGCCUUGGAUCCACGCCGCCUCCAAGGUGCCCAACCCCGACAUCGUCGCCGCCAUGGAGGACUUCUACCGGGAGAUCUACGCCAUCGACGGGGUCCACCACAUCGACUUCCCACAGCACUACCCCGUCUCCUGCCUCCUCGGAUGCUUCAAGGUGGUCGGCUGCGUCCGGUCUGCUGGGAGGAUGUGCCUCAAUCAUAGCGGCAUGGGCGAGUUGAGGUGGGGGACAGAGAGGUUGUGUCGUGCGGGUUCUGAUCAAGCUUUAGCAGCACACUUUCUAGUGUUGAUCUGAGCAAAGGAUGAUGCAAGGAUGCUCCUCCUUGUACUGCAUGCCUUCAUUGACUUGAUUCUUUGACAGGGAGAUAUUUAAAGCCUUCACUUGUUCAUUGUGUCAUCUGCUGAUUACUUUUUCUAUUAUUUUCUUGCAAAGCAUGUAAUGGUUUGGAGUAGUUGAUCAUGGCCUGAUGGAACAUUCAUGUUGU
This is a messenger RNA of Triticum dicoccoides, 798 nucleotides long. RefSeq lists its product as uncharacterized. Bases 249 to 608 code for a protein of 119 amino acids. The record is from RefSeq and is a predicted model, not a curated record. The transcript is spliced from 3 exons. NCBI's taxonomy places the organism in Eukaryota, Viridiplantae, Streptophyta, Magnoliopsida, Poales, Poaceae.